ACCAAAGAGGGACUGAAGGCCAUCAGAGAGGGAUUAAAGGCCACCAAGGAGAGGCUGAAGGCCACCAACGAGGGACUAAAGGCCAUCAGAGAGGGAUUAAAGGCCACCAAGGGGGACUAAAAGCCACCAGAGAGGCUAAAGGCCACUGAAGGGGAAAUAAAGGUGAAAAAGGGGGACUGAAGACCACCAAAGAGGGACUAGAAGCCAUCAGAGUGGAACAGAAGGCCACCAAAGAGGCACUAAAAACCACCAAAAGGGGACUAGAAGCUACCAAAGAGGCUAAAGGCCACCAAAGAGUGACUAAAAGCCACCAAAGAGGGACUAAAAUUUACCAAAGGGGGGGUCUGAAGUCACCAUAGAGGCUAAAGGCUACCAAAAGGGUACAAAAGGCCAUCAGAGGGGGACUGAAGGCCACCAAAGAGAGUCUAAAGGACACCAAAGGGGGACUAAAAGCCACCUAAAGGCAACUGAAGUCACCAGAGAGAGGCUAAAGACCACCAAAGGGGGAUAAAAGGCCACCAAAAGAGGACUGAAGUCAACAGACAGAGGCCAAAGGGGAGCUAAAGGCCACCAAAAGAACCAAAGGCCACUGGGGGGGAGGGGGAACUGAAAGCCACCAACAAGGGACUGAAAGCCACCAACAAGAGACUAAAAGCCACCAAAGAGGGGCUAAAGCCACCAAGAUAGUGCUGAUAUGGUGGGAAGGAGGGAGGAAAGGAAUUGGGGUACCAGCAGGGUGUGGGCAUCGUCACCUCUUCCAAGGUCACAGCAUCUAUCCCAGGGCCCCGAUGGUCUGUGACACAAUGAUAUUGCUGGGGCUGCAUUGGGGCAGGGAGGGUCCCAAUGGGAAGCAAUAUCCCAUUUCAUCCCCAGCAGGCUCAGUGCCUGCUGCAGGGCUUGGGGACAGCAUGGACAUCCGGAGGAGGGACAGGAAAGUGUGACCGGCAGCGUGCGAGAAGGGAAAGGCAGGAUCCACCCGGACAGCCCCAUAAAAACCUCCUGCAUCCGGGCCGAGGAGAUCACACAACGGGACUGCAGGCUUUGGGACACACUGGUAGCCACCACCGGGGCUGGGUGGCUUUGGCAGGUGGCUCUGCCCCAGGAAGGGGAGGAGGCUGCGGCACUCCCAGCCCGGUUGGCGGCCGCGAUGCUCCAGUCCCAGUUCAACCCGGCGGCCGUGCAGGCAGUGAGGGCAACCGGCUUGGCGAGGAGAUGGAGGAGGACAACAGGACGGAGCAGUGGCACCGCAGCCUCCAAGCAAUGCUGGAUGCCUUGAACCAAACCAUACACGGGGCCAUCCUCCGCCCCAGCACCCCUCACAAUGCCAGCACCCGUGCCAGCCGGGAUGACAAUUCCUACCUGUACAUCCUCUUCGUCAUGACGCUCUUCGCAGCCACCGUGGGCAGCCUCAUCCUGGGCUACACUCGAUCCCGAAAGGUGGACAAGCGCAGCGAUCCGUACCACGUCUACAUCAAGAAUAGGGUCUCCAUGAUCUGAGCCCGGUGCCUCCUGCGGGAAGAACCCCACGGUGCCCAGCCCUGGUGUGAGGCAGGAGCACCGGUGUCACCUGCAGGCAGGUCCCGGUGCCACGGAACCACCACAGCUGGGGACGUGGGGGUGGUGGAGAUGGUUACUUUCCCACUGUUCUCAUGACUUACUGAGGCUGGCACAGGAGGAAAAUUCCCUGCUCAGACCACCAGCAUCACAUCCGAAGCGCACUCUGCACUGCUUAGCGUGGGUUUUUCUGUGGCUAAAAGCUGUGAUUUCAGAGCCAGGCUGAACCCCGCGCUUCACUGGUGGGGAAUUAAAGGAGGUGGUGGUUCUUGA
This is a messenger RNA of Lagopus leucura (white-tailed ptarmigan), 1827 nucleotides long. RefSeq names its product potassium voltage-gated channel subfamily E regulatory subunit 3 (gene KCNE3). Gene Ontology annotation, biological process: regulation of ventricular cardiac muscle cell membrane repolarization; ventricular cardiac muscle cell action potential; negative regulation of delayed rectifier potassium channel activity. Bases 844 to 1497 code for a protein of 217 amino acids. Gene Ontology annotation, molecular function: delayed rectifier potassium channel activity; transmembrane transporter binding; potassium channel regulator activity. Lineage: Eukaryota; Metazoa; Chordata; Aves; Galliformes; Phasianidae. Gene Ontology annotation, cellular component: membrane. The record is from RefSeq and is a predicted model, not a curated record. The transcript has 2 exons.